AUGGCGCCGGCGCCACCUUUACCUCAACAACAACAACAACAACAACACCAGCAAUACAACCAGCCGUACUCGCCGACGACGACGUACCCGGCGCAAAAUAGCCAGGCGAACUAUGCCGCCAGCGCCGCCGCCGCUGCGUCGAACCAAGCGCAGGCGCCGCCGCCGCGCCAGGCGCUGCACCUGCUGCUGAGACUGAAGGACGGCCACACCUUCCUGCUCUCGCUGAAAUCUCGGUCGUUCACCUCGAUCUCCAAGCUCUCGCUGUUGCUGACGAAAAAGGCGCUGGCGACGCUGUUACCGUCGACGACGCUGUUGGCGGCGCUCUCGCUGUCAUCCACCGUGGCGCCGCCGUCGCCGCGCCAACAGCUGAGACGUCCUCCAGUGUACCCGGCGAUGCUUUCUGCUGUUGCCCGACAGUUUAGAGAGGCGAUUAUCUUGACGGUUAACACUAAAGAUGGUUUGGAGUACCACGACACGUUUACCGGUAAGAUGGCGGUGGACAUUAUCUGCCGGCUUAUCCGCACCAACGACCGCAAUUUGGCGCUUUUGCUCGGCCGCCUGUUGGACGCCCAGAAGCUCUUCCACGACGUCACCUACCAGCACCGGUUGCGCGACCUGGUCCACGAAGUGUACGCGUUUAACCGCACCUAUACCGACGACCCGCUGGCUCCCCCCCAGCUGGACUCGUCCAACGGGGUGUUCACGAUUUUGACCGAGUGCUACUCGCCUACCUGUACACGUAACGCUCUCUGUUACUCGAUUGCCUGUCCUCGUCGUUUGGAACAACAGGCCCGUCUCAACAUGAAACCCGCCGGUGGUUUGCGCCGCGCCGUGCUGCGGUUGCUGUUGGGCGAGACCGAGGAGAAUAAGACGUUGUGGCACGAGACGGUGCCGCAACUGGUGCUUGAUCUGCUUUCAAAGCAAGAGAAAAUGCGCCAAGAGCUCAUCUACGAGUUUAUCUAUACCGAGAGAGACUACGUUAAGGACUUGGAGUUCAUGACCGACUUCUACAUCAUGCCGUUGCGCAACCCGGCUAAUAACAUUAUCCCCGAACACCAGCGGGAGACGUUCAUCCAUACCGUUUUCGGAGGUGUCGGUGACUUAUUGCGCCUCGCAAAGCAGUUCUCAGAAGCACUCACCCGUCGCCAACAGCAGCAGAAACCAGUGAUCCUGACCAUCGCCGACGUGUUCCUCGAAUACGUCCAGUUAUUUGACCCGUUUGUCCGUUAUCUGGGGAAUAAAGUGUUUGCCCUGUUUGAACACGAACGCCAACAACAAGUGAACCCUAAAUACGCCCGCUUCUUAGACGCGAUUGAGAAGAAGCCUGAGCUGCGGAAACAAGAUUUGCUGUCGUUCUUAAUCAAAGGGGUCCAGAGACCAGCUAGAUACCAGCUUUUGCUCCAAGGGAUCAUCAAAAACACCGACGAACUGCUGCCUGAUUAUAAGAAUUUGACUCGGGCCAAAGAUGAAAUCGAAAAGCUUUUGCUGAAGAUCAACACCCAGACGGGUGAGCUGACGGAUAGACACAAAAUCAUGGUGUUGCACCGUCUUUUGGGCAAACAGACGUUGGAGAAGAAGAACUUCAAAUUGCUGUAUCACCACCGCAUCAUCUACCAGGCGCUGUUGCACCGUAAGCGGGAUAACGAGCGCAUCGACUUGUACUUGUUUGAGCACGCGUUGCUUCUUGUCAAGCACAAAAUCCACAACAAGAGGGAACACCACAAAGUGUACGAAAAGCCGAUGUAUUUGGGCUUGGUGUUUGUCAAUCUGGGCAUCGACGCCCCGCUGACGCGUCUGAUCCUCGCCCACCGUGUCGACGAGCUGGUGGUGCUGGACCCGCUGAUCCGCAACCGCAUUGAAACGCUGAAUUUCGGUACCGGUGGUGGCCAGACCAAGUACCAAAUCAACUUCUUAGGGUUGGGCGCUAAUCAAGUGCACGUGUCGUUGUUUGCUGAGGACGUCACCAUCCAACUGCAGAUCCUCCAGCAGAUCUACCAGCAACAGAAGAAGUUGAUUGAACAACACGACUUCUUCACCCUUUCGAAGUACGAGACCCGCAAGUUCUACGGGCUGAACAAGAUCAACUGUGCCGUCCCCUUCCACGGCGGCAAGAAGCUUUUAUACGGUACUGAUCUGGGUCUCUGGUUGCUGACUGUCCGGCAAAUUCUGGCCACCUCGACCGAGAAAAUCGUCAGUGACCCCACUAUCGUCAUCCUGCGCAACUACGUCACCCAGAUCGAGGUGCUCGUCGAGUACGGCAAGCUCUUGGUGCUUGCCGACAAACAAUUGUUCGAGUACGACCUUUCGUGCUGCGACUCGCUCGACCACGCCCGCAAUACGAGGCUGGGUAAGCUCUUGGCGCUGCCGUUGCUGUUCUUCAAGACGGGUAUCUGCGACGGCAAGUUGCUUGUGUGUGGCGCUAAAGUGGGGCCGCUGCACCUGAUCAUCAUCUUUGAGCCCACCAACCCGUUUGACCGCAGCAAGAACAAGCUGAGACGCACCGAGAUCAGAGAGGUGCUGUUCCUGCUGGACCCCGUCUCCAUCUCGUUCCUCAAGACCAAGUUGUGUAUCGGCUGCACCAAAGGGUUUGAGAUCUUGCUGCUUAAGGACGGCCAGAAGGAACCGAUCUUGGACGAGGCCGACCCGUCGCUUGACUUUGCCAUCUUGCGCGACCAGGUGACUCCGUUAGCGAUCCACCGCUUGAAUAAGGAGUUCAUGUUGUGCUACCUGGAGUUCGUGUUUUUAAUCAACCGCAAUGGCUGGCGCAUCAACCACGACUGGUUCAUCGCCUGGGAAGGGACCCCUCAGAAUAUGGCGCUUUUCUUCCCCUACUUGUUGGCGUUCGAACCGGGUUUCGUCGAGAUCCGCGACUUGCACCUGACAACGCUUCUCCGUUCUCUUGUCGGGGAGAACAUCCGUUUCCUCUACCUGAACGAACACGAGGCGAUGUACGCGUGCGAGGAAAACGGCUACGACAUCAUCGUCCUGAUCGACUUCUUGAAGUAA
Messenger RNA from Diutina rugosa, 3006 nucleotides. RefSeq names its product Rho family guanine nucleotide exchange factor (gene ROM2). The record is from RefSeq and is a predicted model, not a curated record. Gene Ontology annotation, molecular function: guanyl-nucleotide exchange factor activity. Gene Ontology annotation, biological process: intracellular signal transduction. The transcript has a single exon. The coding region runs from base 1 to 3006 and encodes 1001 amino acids. Lineage: Eukaryota; Fungi; Ascomycota; Pichiomycetes; Serinales; Debaryomycetaceae.